This is a messenger RNA of Caenorhabditis bovis, 3489 nucleotides long. The record is from the annotation of a GenBank genome assembly. Lineage: Eukaryota; Metazoa; Nematoda; Chromadorea; Rhabditida; Rhabditidae.
AUGUGCCGUUGCGAUGCCUGCUCGCCGUCUAAUGUUUGUCCGACAUUGACUGCGAGUGCGGCCACUGCCGCUGCGGGUCCACCGUGUGAAUCACCGAUGGUAGCCGACAGUCCGUUGCUAUCACCAUCGAGCUUUUUGUAUAGUUCAUCAGCGAACUCGUCGAAAUCUACAACUCCAAUCUGUCCUCCGCCUCCGCCGCCACCCAAACGAUUAUGUGAUGGCGAGGGUCCUCGAACUCCACCCGAACGUCCACGAGGACCAAAAACUCCGCCAUUGCCCCCAAAUUCUUCGGAUAAUUUUGCUUCCCAGAUGCCGUUGAACCAUAUGCAGCAACCGUCAAUGACACCCGAUAUGUAUGGUCAAAUGUACCCAAUGGUUCCAUUCGGGUAUAAUUAUCCGACGGUAUAUUACAACUACCAAGUUCCAGUAGGCGCAGUUCAAUCUAAUGAAUUUGGGAAUCGACAGGAGCCUGCUUCGCAUAUUCCGACUCCCAGCACCUCGAACGUCAAACUAACUUUCCAGAGUUAUUCACCACCACCGCCUCCGCCGCCUCAGAAACCGCCAACUUAUCAAAGACCAAAUGCAUGGCCGAAGAUUGGUGAGAAACCGAGGAUGAUGAUGACUAAGAAAAACGAUAGAUCUCCUCCUCCACCUCCACCGCCAAAGAAGCAACCACUAGUUGACGAUGCUUCUGUUUUGGAGUUGCUCAGUAAUGCACAUCAUACCACCGUCGCCUGCGAUAAGAAGAAUAAUGCUGCGCCAAAACCGAAAGAACAGCCAAAGAAAGUUGAGCCUAAACUCGCUACUCCAAAAAUUGUUGCUACUGCCAAAACGGUCGAAAAAACGAAAAAGUUGAACGGAGAAAAGAAAUUUGUUCCUCAAAUAACGAAAAAGGAGAAGAAGCUGGUGGAAAGAAAUGGAACAAAUCUAAACGGCACAAAUCCACCUACGACUAAUGGAAAAACGUCUACCCCAACUGUGGAACCGAAAAAGAAUAGUCAAUUGGUCGAACAGAACGUAGGAAACAAAUCAGAGGACAUAAAACUGGUUGCGGAAAGAGUCGAGAAAGUGGAAAAGUCGGGGAAAAAGGCUUCCGAAAAAAUUGAGAAAAAGGCUGAAAUGACGGUUGAAAAACCAGUUGAGAAGCUGAUCGAAAUUCCGCUUGUGAGAGAGGAAAAAGAAACCAAAACCGAAGUUCAAAAAUCGGAACCUUCAAACGUAUCUCCACCGCCACCAACAGCUUCUCCGAUUCCAGAGCCAAAGGAAAAAGAAGAUAUUCCACCGCCACCUUCAGAUCAUGUCGAAUCAGUACCACCACCCCCACCACCUAGAGCGAAAUCCAAGAAGACUCCUGUUGUUGACAAUCUUGCUAGAAGUCCUAGGCCUCCUCCAAUUAAAACCGAAAAUCCGAAGAAAACGCUUGCAACUCCGCAGUUGCGGUCACCAACACCUCCACUUCCGCCAAAGUCUACGAAACCGAAGAAAACAAAUUCUGAGGAAUUGCCCUCUAAAUCGCCGACACCGCCGCCAGUUCAACGUGGAAAAGGAAGGAAGGCUACAGUCGUCAAUUCAACAGCUAGGCGCACUUCACCACCUCCGAAAGUAUCAACACCAGAUGUAAAACCAGCAGCUACAAAGCGGACAACUGCACAUUCUGCGGACGACGAUAUAGUUGAAAUUGAUAUUCCGUCACCAAACACUGAUCCUGACAUUGAAAUUUUAUCGACGAAAAUGAACGGAAAGAUUGUGGAAAGCAAUAGUGAUCUUCUUGAAGCAAUCGCAGCGCAAUUGAAGAGAAGACAGGCGGAUUUGGCGAAACAGAAAGUCAAGGAAGAAAUUUGCGAUGAGUUGUUGGAUUAUGAGAACCAAUCGAAUAAAUAUCAACCUAUUCGUCCUGAUGACAUUGCGAAUGUUUUCGAAAACCGAGCUCGAACUCCUUUGGCCAAUUCAAACUCGGUUGUUCGUCAUUUAUCUGAAAACUAUGAACAUAAUACGGAAGAAGGGGUGAGAAUCAAAAUGGAAGUGGCAAGUUCUGAUUCUGGUACUAAUGACGACAUUGCAAAAGAAUCUGAAGAGCCUGAACCUGCUCCUCCGCCUCAACACACAAACGGAAAGUCGUCUGAAAAUUCGAAACAGUCGGUUAUAAAAACAGAACCGAGAUUAGUAAACAAUCAUGGAAGAGAAAUGAAGAAGAAAAGAUUUGCUGAUGCGGAGAAAUCGAAAAAGGCCGAAUCGUUUACCGCUAUACCAAAGUCGAAAGUUGUUGAACGACUGCUCAAAGGCGAACCGUCAAUUCUUAAAAAAGAAAAACCGAAGGAAACACGUAAAAACGGCGAGAGUUCGACAACUCCGAAAGAAGAAGAGGAAAAAUCACCGGGAAAGGAGAAUAAAUUGCCGAAAAUAUCAUCAAGGUUUCGAAAAUUUGUUCGUGUCGAAACCCAUCCAAACGGUGGUGCUUCUAUGCUAUGUGCCGAUUGGGGUCGUGUAACUAGUGAACUUGACCCAACUGAUGUUGAAAAAUUCGCCCGUCAGUUUAUUCGUCUGGGUCUCGCUGAAUCGAACGGUGUUCCGGUUUUCGUAAUUGGGGUUCUUGAAAACGCAGCAAGUUAUCUUUGUGAUAUUUUUGAAUAUUUACAAGAACAUUAUGAUAGUCUUCCAGUGAAAAUAGGAUCAUUGACGAAUAAGCAACUAGUAGAAACAAUGACCCUCAAAAACUACUAUGAUCAAGUUAUGGAGACUUGUCAUCAUGGAACAUUUAGAUUUGGACCAAUGCAUUCUUUAUCGAUGGUUGGCGCGAAGCAAGAAGAAUGUGGGCAAUUAUUCACGGAGUUGCUUGAAAAACUCGAAGAGUCACCGAUUUUGAAACCGCUGAUGCCUUGGGGAGAAUGGUCGUAUCUUUCCGAUAUGCAAAAGAACAUCUCCGACUCUGAUGACGGACCGAUUUAUUGGAUUCGACCUGGAGAGCAGCUAAUCAGAACUGACGAGGUUAAAGAAGAGAAACGCAGAAAAGGCACACCAAAAAGUCAUCAUAUUCGAGUGUCUGAGCGAAGAGAAUUGUUAUUCGAAGAUCGAACUCCGUGCCAUGCUGAUCAUGUGGGAGACGGCCUUGAACGCAAAACCACUGCAGCUGUUGGAAUUCUACAAUCUAUUCGAUCUCCAGCUGAAAAAUUCAAGUGUAAAGAAAGACGAGCUGUAAAAGACGUUAUCACGUUUCAUGCAGCCGAUUUCCACAGAAUCGUAGAUCGUCUACAAUUGGAUCUGUAUGAGCCGCCCAUGUCUCAGUGUGUUCAAUGGGUCGAAGAGGCCAAAUUAAAUCAGUUGAGACGUGAUGGAAUUCGUUAUUCCAAAUUUCAGUUGCAUGAAAACGACAUAUACUUCCUUCCACGUAAUAUUAUCCACCAAUUCCGCACGAUUUCCGCGUGCGCUUCAAUUGCGUGGCACGUGCGUCUGCGCCAAUAUUAUUUGGAUAACGAUUGUGAUGAUCAGUAG